Molecule: messenger RNA, 2140 nt
Organism: Callithrix jacchus (white-tufted-ear marmoset)
Lineage: Eukaryota; Metazoa; Chordata; Mammalia; Primates; Cebidae
Source: RefSeq, a predicted model, not a curated record
UCCAGCAUCCAGAUCUCAGUCCUGGGCUGGCGUCGUAGGGUAUAUGACUUGAUGGCGCCUUUCAAAGCUUGCGUCUCCUCGUGUGCACCUGCCAAGCUCAGGAGCCUCGCGGGAGGACCCGGGUCGUGGGGUGGGGCUUGCAGCGGGAGAGGAGCCCGGUCGCCCGGCCCCGCCCCGCCCUGCCAGUUCCCGGAAGCGACCGAGGAGAAGCGCUCCCGGGCGCAGGCGGGGGUCGUGUGCCUGGCGGAGGCCGCGGCACCCCCAGCGCCCGCCCGGGCAGCCGGCGCGGCCAUGGCGGGGAGCCUUGGGAGCUGGCUGGGCGGCUGCCUGCUGGUGUCAGCAUUGGGAAUGGUGCCACCUCCCGAAAAUGUCAGAAUGAAUUCUGUUAAUUUCAAGAACAUUCUUCAGUGGGAGUCACCUGCUUUUACCAAAGGGAACCUGACUUUCACAGCUCAGUUCCAAAGUUACAGGACGUUCCAAGAUAUAUGCGUGAGUACUACCUCGAUGGAAUGUGAUUUCUCAAGUAUUUCCAAGUACGGUGACCACACCUUGAGAGUCAGGGCUGAAUUUGCAGAUGAGCAUUCGGACUGGGUCAACAUCACCUUCUGUCCUGUGGAUGACACCAUUAUUGGACCCCCUGGAGUGCAAGUAGAAGUACUUGCUGAUUCUUUACAUAUGCGUUUCUUAGCCCCCAAAAUUGAGAAUGAAUAUGAAACUUGGACUAUGAAGAAUGUGUAUAACUCAUGGGCUUAUAAUGUGCAGUAUUGGAAAAAUGGUUCUGAUGAAAAGUUUCAGAUUACUCCUCAGUAUGACUUUGAGGUCCUCAGAAACCUGGAGCCAUGGACAACUUAUUGUAUUCAAGUUCAAGGGUUUCUUCCUGAUAGGAACAAAACUGGGGAAUGGAGUGAGCCUGUCUGUGAGGAAACAAACAAUGACGAAACGGUCCCCUCCUGGAUGGUGGCCAUCAUCCUCAUGGCCUCGGUCUUUGUGGUCUGCCUGGCACUCCUCGGCUGCUUCACCUUGCUGUGGUACAUUUACAAGAAGACAAAGUAUGCCUUCUGCCCUGGGAAUUCUCUUCCACAGCACCUGAAGGAGUUUUUGGGCCAUCCUCAUCAUAACACGCUUCUGUUUUUGUCCUUUCCAUUCUCGGAUGAGAAUGAUGUUUUUGACAAGCUAAGUGUCAUUACAGAAGACUCUGAGAGUGGUUCUCCGCUCGCCACCCUCUCCCUGUGGAAGGAAGCCUUGACAGAGGCACCUGACAAAGAGCUUGAAUAGAAGACCUGGGAAUGAAGGCGCCACGGCUGGGAAUGCAGGUAAGUCAUAUUGUGGACAAAGGUAUCAGGUACAAAGUGCUUACUAUGUGCCAGACCUUGUGAUAAAUACAUAUCAUUUCUCACUUAGUCUUCGUGGUUGAACCUUCCGCGGGAACAUCUGAAACCACAUAACAAAAGCCUGAGACAACCGUGGGAGCUGUGCUCAGAGCUCAUCCCGGACGUGUGGCCUAUACCCCUUCAUGAUAGUUUGCUAAUAAGCAAACUCAUGCUCAGGGUGGAUUCCGAGUCUCGUGUUUUGGGAGGAUGUGGGCAACACAUUCACGCUGCCAAAGUUGCAGACUUUGCAGCCAGUGAUAUAGGAGCUAAAAAAGAAAAUACUGAAGCAGUUAAUAAGGGUAAAAGAGUUCUUGGUGGAAUUUCCUUUUAAUAAAAAAGCACCCCCCAAAGUAUUUCUUUUCUUAAAAAAAGCAGCCUGAAAAAUCGAGCUGCAAGCAUAGAUAAGCAAGCUGGAAGCUUAGGUGAAUGCGGCAGCCGUGCCAAUAGAAAAGGGCUACCUGGAAGCCAGAUACAUCCAAUGUGGAGGUUCCCUCCCCCUUCUCUUUGUUGCCAUGUGUGCAGGUGUCGCCCCGCUGGCCUGUGUAAUAAAAGAUUAGGGUGGGAUGGCCAGCCUCUGUUGGCUAUAAAUGGCACAGCUGCCCCAACCAAUCCACUAUGCCCUAAGUAAAUUAAACACUGCCUCUUUAAGCUCCUCUAUAAAACCAACCGUAUCUUGCCCCAAAUCCGGAAACCCACUUGGACCCCCUCCCUCUGCAUAAGGAAGCUCUCUAUUCUAUCUUUUGCCUAUUAAACUUCCGCUCUUCAACCCA